AUGUUUGAGGGGAAUACCUUCCAAGCAUCCAAAACGGACUGGCUCGGAGCUACAGCAGACUACUCAGACCGGCAGACAUUAGGCUCUGUGCAUUUACCAUCGGAAAGCCCGUACGACCUUGACUUCCGACAGCCUCGAGGAGAGAUCGCGCCAGGCACCGCGUCCACGCCAGCCGUCUCUGUGCCGACUGAUGGUCACUCUGCUGACGUAUCAGCUGGAAAAGAUGGCGCGAGUGAUUGGCCUCAUGCACUCGAUCAAGGUGGCGGCGUAUGGCCAUUCGACUACACCUCCAACCGCGGAUAUCGUCGGAUCAGACUGCCUCCUCUUCGCCAAGUGCUUGAGGAGACUGUUGGACAACGACCUUCAAUAGAGAAGGCGACUCUCAGUGACCUGAUCAAGAUCUUGUCCGCUCCCAGAAUCCCGUGCGUUAACGACAGUCCUGCUCCUGAAGCUCUUCCAGCAGUCAACUUCCUCACGAAGCUGAUCAGAAUUUAUUUCGAAGAGUUCCAUCCAGUGGCCAACGUCAUUCACUUGCCUACAUGGCGAGUAGAAGACUGCCCCACUGCUCUCUUAGCCGCCAUGGCCUGCCUUGGUGCUACAUAUUCAACAGCAGAGGGGUCAUCAGAAGUUGCCGUCCUGCUUGCGGAGAUAACACAGAGGUCCCUCUUGUGGAUGGGUCAGGCCGACACAACAAAUUUCAAGGACCCGGCUUUCAUUACAGCCAUGUGUCUUCAUCACACCUACUCCCUUGGGUCUGGCAACCGCCGCCUGUACGAGCUGGCCGAUGCAGCCCGCGGCACUAUGGUAACGAGCCUCCGUAGCACGGGGAUAUUGUCCCUGGAAGCCUCUGAGGGUGAGACACUGUCUUCAGACAACCUGCAGCAGAUGACAGAGUCCGAACUCGAGGUUGCAUGGGCCCAGUGGCGCUCUAGCGAGACAUUAAAGCGCGUUGCGUGGAUGGUAUUCGAAUUCGAUUGCACCGUUUCGAUGAUGACGAACAAGCGAGGCGCCUUCAGCAUCUCAGAGCUACCAACCAGGCUCCCCUGCGCAGACAGCCUGUGGGAAGCACAGUGUGCUUCGGCCAAGGCAUGGGCGUCGAUGGUUUUCUUUUCCACCGAAUCUCGACGAGGUCUCCAGACCUACACUCUAAUGCAACAGCUAACAUCACAGCGAUCCGUUAUAUCAACCAUACCUUCGUGGGGUAAACGGCUCUGCGCCCAAACAAUUAGUCGCUUGCUCUGGGAUCUUAAAGAGAUGAAAGAUGCGUCAGCCCCUAUAGCGCUCGGCAUACCUUCUAUCGCAGCAGGCUACAAGUCGAGCAAUGAUACUUUGCUGCAAAGCCUGAACAUCCUCAACGAGUCGCUCUCGAGUCCUAUUAACAUGUCGGACAUUGUCAACAUGAACGUAACAUCCUUGGGCAUCUACUACACCGACCUCAUCAAUCGCACCUCAGCCAUGGACCUCAUCAUUUUCAUCUUCCGCAACUCUGGACGUGAGAGAUCGCCACAGCUCGCAGCGGAAUUGACCAGAGCCGAGACACAUCUGUGCAACACCUUCGCACACGAUCCCGUGGAUACCAGACGGUCGGUAGUUUCUGCCGCCAACAUCAUCACCAUCGCGCGCGAGUGUACAUCUACCACACCAUGCGAAGUCAUGCGACUCUUCAACGGCUACGCUUACCUACUGGCCUUCACAUGCUUCUUCCCAUUCGAAAGACUGCACACGCGCGGCGCCGCUGCAAAGCUGGACGUCUUGCCCUGGCGAAGGACGGCUAUCGAUGAAACAGGACUCAAAGCAUGGGUGGAGCGAAGUGGACCGGCUAGCUUCUUGUCGGUGGAUGAUAUCUGUGACUCUAAGAACUUCGAGACUCUGAAGCAGGAGGGUUUGAGGGCGCUCGACGGACUGAGGACCUGGGGUCUGGCUCGGAAGUUCUACCGCGUUUUGCAAAGCCUCACUUGA
Cyphellophora europaea CBS 101466 is the source of this 1959-nucleotide messenger RNA. RefSeq lists its product as uncharacterized. Gene Ontology annotation, biological process: regulation of transcription by RNA polymerase II; DNA-templated transcription. Lineage: Eukaryota; Fungi; Ascomycota; Eurotiomycetes; Chaetothyriales; Cyphellophoraceae. The transcript has 2 exons. The coding region runs from base 1 to 1959 and encodes 652 amino acids. Gene Ontology annotation, molecular function: RNA polymerase II cis-regulatory region sequence-specific DNA binding; DNA-binding transcription factor activity, RNA polymerase II-specific; zinc ion binding. Gene Ontology annotation, cellular component: chromatin. The record is from RefSeq and is a predicted model, not a curated record.